This is a messenger RNA of Cottoperca gobio, 450 nucleotides long. It is a transcript of the gene ttr, whose product is annotated as transthyretin (prealbumin, amyloidosis type I). The record is from RefSeq and is a predicted model, not a curated record. Gene Ontology annotation, biological process: purine nucleobase metabolic process. The transcript is spliced from 4 exons. Bases 1 to 450 code for a protein of 149 amino acids. NCBI's taxonomy places the organism in Eukaryota, Metazoa, Chordata, Actinopteri, Perciformes, Bovichtidae.
AUGCUUCAACCACUUCACUGUCUACUGCUAGCCUCGGCUGUGCUGCUCUGCAACACCACCCCCACGGAGAAACAUGGCGGCUCAGACAUCAGGUGUCCUCUGAUGGUGAAGAUCCUGGAUGCUGUGAAAGGGACUCCAGCUGGGUCAGUGACACUCAAGCUGUCUCAGAAGACUGCUGAUGGGGGAUGGACACACAUCACUAAUGGAGUGACGGACGCCACUGGAGAGAUCCAUAACCUCAUCACAGAGCACCAGUUCCCGGCAGGAGUGUAUCGGGUUGAGUUUGAUACCAAAACAUACUGGAAGAAUGAGGGGAGCACGCCAUUCCAUGAAGUAGCUGAUGUGGUGUUUGAGGCCCAUGCUGAAGGACAUCGUCACUACACCUUGGCCUUGCUGCUCAGUCCGUACUCCUACACCACUACAGCCGUGGUCACCAACGCACACCAGUGA